This is a messenger RNA of Sorex araneus (European shrew), 276 nucleotides long. It is a transcript of the gene SMIM9, whose product is annotated as small integral membrane protein 9. The record is from RefSeq and is a predicted model, not a curated record. The transcript has 2 exons. Bases 1 to 276 code for a protein of 91 amino acids. NCBI's taxonomy places the organism in Eukaryota, Metazoa, Chordata, Mammalia, Eulipotyphla, Soricidae.
AUGUUCACCUACAAGCUGUUGUUGUGCAUUGGAAUGUUGCUAUGCCAUCUGACUUGCAUCUUCAUGGAUAAUGAAGCUCUCAAGGCUACCGCAGAAUCUUCCUCUGGCUCUGACUCUGCCCCUGACGAUGGAAAAAAUCCAGAAAAACUGCUAUCUUUGUUGAAAGACUUUAAGGAGUACAUGUGGGAUCUCAUUAAGACCUCAAUUCCUCCAGUAGCCAUUUUGGCAUUUGUCAUCUCCACCGUGUUUUUGGGAAGCAUCUGCUGCCUCACGUAA